Messenger RNA from Didymodactylos carnosus, 11586 nucleotides. The record is from the annotation of a GenBank genome assembly. Lineage: Eukaryota; Metazoa; Rotifera; Eurotatoria; Philodinida; Philodinidae.
AUGACUACAAACACAUACAGCUCCUGCUUUAUAUGUGCGUUUGAAUCUGCUAAUAAAACAGCAGGAAUUCUUGAAGGAGGGAUUAUAGUCGAUACACCAACCACUGUCAACAAUGAUGUCGUAUCAACUACGGACAAUGGUUCAUUAACAAGCUCCACUAUUCAAGUAGAUCUAACCGAUAGACCAGAAAGUGAACGAGUUGCGACGCGUAAGACACCAGGUGUCAAAGCUUCAAACGGAGAAGAAGAGGAACUUGAUAGUGAAACAACAGAAAGCGACGGCGGAGGGCAGACAACACUGCCACAAAUAACACUUAUUGGAAGAGAUGCAUCCGAGUCAGCCGAUGAAACAAGUGACACUACCGAUGUAAGUGUAACAACUAUAAAUGACGUAACUACCGAAGCAACAGGAGAAACUGCUGUUAAUGGUGAAUCGACUGUCACGGGAUCAACAAGUGAUGCAGAAGCUGUUUCAACAGCUACAGAAAAUGCAGUUACAGGGGAUACAAGUGAAGGAAUAUCGACAACACUAGAAGUCAGUGAAGAAACAAGUGCAGGAACUGGCACUACUUUGGAGACAUCAACAUUAGAUCUAACUUCUAUAACUGAAGAUGUUACAUCUGGAACAGGCAGUACAGAUGAAUUUGGAACUGACAUGAGUACAGAACCUGGAAAUGGUCAUCAUACGACAGAUGACAUGGACUCAACAGAUAAUGGAACUACUUCAACAGAUUUUACGUCAACAGAUUUCACAAUAGAUACAAGCGAGGACGAUGCUAACGUGACAACAACCACGCACAGAACGUUAUUAACAACAACAACUGAAGUGGUAGAAUAUUACGAUGAGGACGAGGACAAUCCUAUUAAAGAUGACGACUCAAAGCCUGUACAGCCAAUAACGACAUCGACAAGUACUACAACAACUUCUAUAAAAAAAAUGCCGACAACAACACAUAUGCGUAAGCCCGAAAAAGGAGAAGGUGAUGGUGAUGAUGAUGAUGAUGCUGAUAAUGAUGUUGAUGAUGAUGAUAAUAAAGCGGUGGACGAGGAAUCAACAUUGUGCUCGCAUAAACCACCAUUACAACUGAAGUUGACACAGAAACAACAGGCAAUUAGAAAAAAUUGUAAGUUUGAUGAAUUUUUAUGUUAUGAUGAGACAGAAUGUAUAAGUCGAUUGAAAUUAUGUGAUAGAAAUUAUGAUUGUAAAGAUAAAUCAGAUGAAACAAAUUCAAUGUGUGACGGCAUCGAUUAUGAUGAAAAUGAAACGUUUGUUGUUGAACUUUUUAUUCCAUCGUAUAUUGAAAAAAUUAAAGUACAUAGUGGAUUAGAAAUUCAAUGUGGUACACGUGAUCCUGAAUUAAGAAAAUCUAUUCAAAGUUUCUCAUGGCGUAAAGAUGGAAUGACGUUGAAUGAGACCAGUGGUAUACUCGAAUUUUAUCCAUUAAAGACAGAUGAUCUUGGUGUUUAUAAAUGUCUCAUUACACUUGCAGACGGUAGAAAAUCUGAUGCACUAUUGACGGUACACGAAGAGCCAACUGAGCCUGACGGUGGAGAACCAGUAAAACCAGCAGUUCCUGGGACGGAACUUCGAGUUAUUGUUAGUCCUGAAACACUUCAAGUUCAAAUGGGACAAACAUAUACUAUCACAUGUACAGUUUACGGUGGUGGACCAGAUACAACUCUUUAUUGGAUACAAGAUGAACCAGAACGACGAUAUGCCGUACUCGAUCAUGAAGGUCCGGGAGAAAAACAAACAUCAAUGUCAUCAGUGGUUUUAACAUCUCGUAUAACAUUGAAUGAUCCAAGUAAAAUUGGAAAAUAUUCUUGUUCUGCGCAAGAUCCGGCUGGAAAUUAUGGCCAAGCACCAUUAACUAUACAGUUGGGAGGACAAGCGCCAUAUCAACCAGAAGUUGGUCCAGGACCAGGGCCAUAUUAUCCAUAUCAACCAGAAGUUGAUCCAGGACCAGGAACACCUUUUUUGUUUCUAAAUAUCUCUUCGAUUGAUUUUCUAUUAGCGCCUGGUGGCCGUCAUUUACGUAUCGUAACGCCUGUAAUGGCCGACGGUGAUUAUAUUGAAAUUCAAUGUGAAGGUGCAAGUCCUGACGAUGCUGGAAGUGUUCAAUGGUAUUUUAACGGAAGACAUCUAUCAACCGAUGAACAACCAUUGUUUCCUAGAGGACAUGUAUUACAUAUUCGACCAAUCUCUCAGCCAUAUUUAGGCAAUUAUCGUUGUACGGUACCCGGAAAAGAUUAUUCAGAUGGCAAUACUGUCAUACAAUUUGGAGGACCAUCUGCACCAGAGCCACCACGGCCGGAACAACCAAGACCAGAUUUUACUGUUUCAAUUGAUAUUGUGCAAGGACAAACAUAUGAUGGUCAAGUACCAGAGGGUACUCAUGUAAUUCUGCAAGCUAGACCAAGUCAACAGGCAGUACGUUAUCGAUGGACAUUCGCACCAGCUAGAAAUCCACAGUCAGGAACUGAUCGAGGGUAUAGCGAAAGAUUGGAACUUCCAAGAGCUAUUCCUGAUGACAGUGGGAUAUAUUCAGUCGAAGCAACGAGUAGUGACGGUCAAGUGGCGAGAAAUUCAGUUACCAUACAUGUUAUCGGUAGAAGCGUGCCUGUCACACCAGCACCUGUUCAACCGGGACGUUGUAGCAUAGAUGAAGCCACCUGUCGAAAUGGCCGAUGUAUUCCACGAGGUGCGCUUUGUAAUGGUGUCAACGAUUGUGGAGAUAAUUCUGAUGAACAAUGUGGAACAGCAGGCUCAGGUUCAUGUCAACCAAAUGAAAUAAGCUGUACAAAUCCAGGCCGUGGACGAAAAUGUGUACAAAAAUUUUGGAUGUGUGACGGCGAUCGAGAUUGUGAUGAUGGAAGUGAUGAAAAUCUUCGUUAUUGUGAAUUAUUACCUCGGCCACCAUUCUGUAAACAAAGUGAAUUUCAUUGCAAUGGUAGAAAUGGAACGUUGAAUCAGCCAGUUUGUAUUCCAAGAAGUUUCCACUGUGAUGGCUAUGUCGAUUGCCCAGAUAGAUCAGAUGAAGUCGGCUGUGUUAAACCUGUCGUUGUUGAAAGUCCUCAACGUGAAAUCCGCAUUAAUGUCGGUCAAACACUACGUAUUCAAUGUGCAGCACGUGGAACUCCUCCACCUUACAUUAACUGGCGUUUAAAUUGGGGUCAUGUGUGUGGUGAUAGUUCGGAUAAUGGUCGAUGUACAAUGACACAAGAAUUUGAUCCAAGGGAUCCAACUCGAGUCAUUGGUACAUUAAUAGUUGAAAGAGUGAAUUCUGGAGAUGGAGGUGCAUAUUCGUGUGAAGCAUUGAAUAGUCAAGGAUUUAUAUUUGCUAUACCUGAUGCCAUUGUCGACGUUAUCAUAGAUGAGCGACCAGUGGUAGUCCCAUGUUUCUGUAAUGGACACAGUACAACAUGUAAUCCCGAUGGAACGUGUCGAGAUUGUCGAGAUAAUACAUAUGGACCUCGAUGUGAAUACUGUAUACAGGGCUAUGAAGGCGACGCUCGCCGAGGUACACCGCAAGAUUGCUAUAUACGAUAUGAGCCGGCUCCACCGCCAGUUGUAGCCCGUUGUGAUCCCAGGGGUACCUACUUGGAAAGAAAUGGCCGUUGUAUAUGUAAAUACAAUGCUGAAGGAGAAAGAUGUGAUCAGUGUAAAAGAAAUAAUUUCUAUUUAAACCCUCUAACACCGAAUGGAUGCAUACCGUGCUUUUGCUCAGGAGUAUCAACAGAUUGUGUUGGAUCGGAUUGGCGACGUCGAGCGAAUCAAUUACCAUUACAAAAUUGGAAUGUUGUUCCCCGAAACUUUGCCACUGAUCGUUGGGAAGGUAGAAAUAAUAUUCAAACCCGAGACGGUGGCCGAGAACUGGCAUUGAAUUUACAAUCAACUAAUCGUCCAGCAGGUGAUACUCUCUACUGGAGUGCACCACGUGAAGCACUAGGCGAUUUAGUGACAUUGUACGAUGGAAAUAUCGAUAUUUAUUUUACGAAUGAUGGAACAGGGGCACCAAUAAGAGAUGAAUUUAUUUGGAUGAGAGGAAAUAAUAUUGAUCUCGUACAUAAAGUACCACCAGGUACAACUUUUCAACCAAAUGCAAAUUCAACUUACAGUGUACCGUGCAAUGAGAGAACGUUUACAAGGAAAGACGGUUCAUUGAUCGACCGAGAAAAUAUGCUUAUGGCGUUAUCAGAUUUGGAUACAUUUUUAGUUAAAGCCAAUACGGCCGCAGGACAACGAAAUGCUGUAUUACGAGGUGUUACGUUGAAUCCAGCCACACGUGAGGGAAAUGGUGAUGUUGCUCAAACAGUUGAAAUGUGUACAUGUCCAGCCAAUUACACUGGUUCUUCAUGUGAAAAAUGUUCUGAAGGCUACGGUCGUCCUCAUCCAUUAGUUGGCAUUUAUUUGGGUCAAUGCUGGAGUUGUCGAGCAUUAUGUCAUGAAAAAACCGAUAGAUGUGAUCGUGAAACAGGCAAAUGUAUUGGAUGUGAAGGAAAUAGUGAAGGUGAUAGAUGCGAACGCUGUCAAUCUGGCUAUGUUAUGCAGGGAAAUCAAUGUUUACUAUACCAACAAUAUGCUCCCCAACCGGCUCAACCAGCUCAACCAGCUCAACCCUUCUAUGGUGCAACGUACUAUGUCGAUGGUGCACCCUAUAGUACUCAACAAGGUCCAUUAAGAAUUCCAGUUGAAAGUGGAAGAGAUCGACCGGUUCAAUUUCAAGUUUCGAAUGUUCAACCAUUAUCGGUUGCAUGGGGUCGCACGGAUGGUGGACCACUACCUUAUGGAGUUACUCAAGAAGGAGAUAAUUUACUUAUAAGAAAUCCAAAUCCAUCCGUAGCAGGAAAUUAUAUAUGUACGGUUCGAUUACCCGACGGUACUAGCGAUCGUAUACCAAUUGUCGUAGAAUACCAACCAAAUGGUGAAACAAGACCUACAUAUCCCCACGCAGCUCAUCCUGUAUUUAGUCCACAAAGUCCACUAGACAUAGUCGAAGGUAAUCAAGCAGUUAUCAGACUCGAUCAACCAAAUGCUCGUGUACGAUGGCGAAAAGAUGGUCAAACAUCACUACCACAAAAUGUUUAUCAAGACGGAAAUAAUUUAAAUAUUCAACGUGCAUCGCCUGACACAGCUGGAACGUAUCUUUGCGAAGUUUAUUCAAACGGCGGAGCACCAACAAUUGUUCCAUAUGAAGUACGAGUUCGACCAGCCUCCUCUCAACCAAGUGUCAGUGAUGUAUUACUAAUUAUUUCAACUUAUUGGCUAGGUGGACCACCAAAAGUAUCAAUUCAACCAAAAGUAAUUAAUCUUAGAGAAGGUCAACGAAUGAUUGUACAAUAUACAGUUCAUUCCACUGAUGGAAUAAACGUGGAAUGGACAAAAUGGAAUGGUCAAGAACAUGUUAAAAUUCCAAAUAUGUUUCGUGUUGAACCAAAUCGUUUAAUAUUAGAUCGUGCUACGCAAGAUGCAGUUGGUGAUUAUCGUGUUCAAGUAUCAAAUCGUUUUGGAACCGAUAAACAAGAUCUUCGCAUUAAUGUUGCACCACGACGUAUGUCUAUAAUUAUCAAAUAUAUUUUUAAAUUAAUAUUUUUUCUUUUCGUUUUUAAAGCACAAUUACCUGGUGUACCAUCAGCUCCACAAGUAUCCAUUCAACCUGAAACAUAUGAAGUUCGUCAGGGUGAAACAAUAAAUAUAGUACCCAUUAUAAAUUCUCAGAGUAAGUAUAAUGUUGUUUGGCUUAAAGAUGGUUCAAGACAAUUACCAAAUGGUGUCUCCACUGAUCGUGAUUCAUUGGUUGUACAUGCGGAAGACGCUGAUGUAGAUGGUGAUUAUACAAUACAAGUAAUGAAUGAACAUGCAUCGGCAACAGCACCAGUCAAAAUCAGAUUUUCACCAUCUGGUACUUCAACUCAAGAUCAAUUUCAAGUCAGAAUUCAAGGGCCAAAAUCUGUACGCGUUAGACCUGGUCAAGAUGUACAGCUUAUAUGCGAAGUUACAGCCAAUCCACAACCAUAUGAACAAGUUCAAUUUACUUGGCAAAAACAGGGUGUAGAAAUUCCGAAUGGUUCAGAUGGUCGUUUAAUAUUGCGUAAUGUUGAAGAUCGUGAUCUUGGCAUUUAUAUUUGUACUGCAUCCAUUUCGGGACAAGUUGCCACAUCGGACAUGGUCACAUUAGGAUUAGAAAGUAGUCCAGUUCGUGUAUCACUUUCAUGGAAUAUACAUCAAAUUGAAUUGAAUGAAGGUCAACGAUUAGAAGCAUUAUGUCAAUUUACACCAAAUAUAAAUUCUCCAUCAUCAUUAUUACGUUUAAGUACUACAAAAAAUCGUUUACCAGUACAACAACCAUUGGGAUUACAAUUUAGUAACGGACUUCUUACCUUAUCAGCUGUAUCUAGACAAGAUGAUGGUUUAGAAUUAAAAUGUUCAGCCCCAUCUAUAUCCGGAUCACCAAGUGACACAUUAUAUAUUCGAGUUAGAGCAAAUGAUUAUCCGAACGAUGGCCGUUAUUAUCAACAACCAGAAAGUGAACGAAAUGGACUAACGGCUCGUUUCGAUUCAGUUGACCCAUCAAGUCAUCAAACAGGAAGAGAUAUUCGACUACAGUGUUCAGUUGAUGCUGAUAUUGAAAAACCGAUACGAUAUUCAUACACUAAAGAUGGAAGACCAUUAGUAGACAAUGUUGAAGUACAUCCAAAUGGUUUAUUGAUAAUAAAAGAUGCUCAAACAAGUGAUGCGGGAAGAUAUAUCUGUGAUGUAUAUUCUGAACGUACAGGUUCUUCAACAAAAGCAGUAUAUGAUCUUCAACUACAUGAUUAUAAUCACGGUGGUUAUUCACAACAAAAUACGGAACAAUCACAACAAAAUACAGAACAAUCACAACAAAAUAUUGAAGUAUCCGUAUCACCAAAAGAUGUGAAUAUCGUUUAUGGUGAGACAGGAAAUAUUACUUGUAUAGUAAAAGGUACAAAUAAUUACAAGUUAACAUGGGGAAAAUAUGCUCACGAUACAACAUUACCAAAUUAUGCAAAACAAGUUCAUAAUAGUGUAAUUAUAUCUCCACCGGCUGAUAGAGAUCUGAGUGAUGAAAUGAGUUAUUAUCAAUGCCAGGUUGAAAUACCAGGCGAAACACAGCCAAGACACGAUUAUGUUGUGGUUAACUUGACACAACCAAGAUUUGUUGCGCCUCAAAUAUCUAUCUAUCCGUCGAACAAUGUAAUACUCAAAUUUGGAGAAUAUACUCGUCUCACGUGUUCAGUUCGAAAUAUCGAUUCAUCGACAAGAAUAAUUUGGGAACGAGAAGAUGGACGUCCAUUAUUGCAAAGCAAUGGUGUUACGUUAGAACUUCGUUCAGUUACAAAAGCCGAUGUUGGAACGUACACGUGUCGUGCUAGUAAUAGAGGCGGUGAAAGUACAGCGCAAGCUAUCGUCAAAGUCCAAGGCGCAUUACCAACUGUUCGUAUUUUACCUGUUUCAAAUCAAGUGUUAAACGUUCAAGUCGGAUCUGUUUCCACAGUUAUUUGUCUAGGAGACGGAGAUCCUCUACCUCGUUUAAGUUGGCGAAAGCACAAUAGUUCGUAUGAAUAUUCUCAAAACUCAUGGUUAAACAACAACGAGGGACUUCGUUUAUUUCCGCAAAUGGUCAUGUUUGAUCAGAGUCAUCGUGGCGUUUACUCUUGUGCUGGUACAAAUAUCUAUGGCACAGCACAUGAAAGUUUUACAUUGGAAGUUCUACCAGUUCAUAUCCCGACUGCUUACCAACCAACUAUCAAAAUUUAUCCUCCGAAUGUACAAAUAACAUCUGGCUCUAAUAUUGAAAUAUAUUGUCGAGUUGAUGGUACCAGAGUAUUACAAUAUCUUUGGAGUCGUAAUGGUGAAAAUCUGCUUAGUAAUAUUAAUACAAGAGACGCCCUAAUGAACAUUCAAAAUGCUAGUGUUGAAAAUAGUGGCUAUUAUACGUGUAUAGCACUCACAGAGCAAGGAAAAUUAGAAAAAGAACUAAUGAUCAACAUUCAGCCGAGUCCGUUUGUGCAAAUCACUCCUACAUCAAGUAGUCCAAUAAUAAUCGAUAUUCAACCAAAAGGUAUAAUUCGUUAUGGUACACAUCUUCAAUUACAUUGCAUUUUACCCAACGCAAAUUCGAUAUGGUGGACAGAUGAAGGUGGGAGCACAAAAGGAUUUGAGCAACAUGGAAAUACAUUAAUAUUAAUCCUUGAGCCACAUCAUAUUGGAAACAAGUACAUUUGCAAUGUAAGAGAUAAAGAUAAUCGACAUUGGUCAAAAGUUGUUCACAUUCAUAAGAGUAAUAAUGAUGAAGGUGUUCAAACAACACAAUUUACGACGUCAAAUACUAUUGAAGAAAAUGCAAGAAUACUUGAAACAGCGACACCAAAUGUAGUCCGACCUCUGUUAGUUCAACUACAUCCACUUCCGGGUUCAGUAUUUAAUGUUGGUAAAACAAUCAAAAUUGGAUGUCGAUCAUCGGAUCCUACUGCCAGUAUUAGUUGGUCUCGUGUUAAUGGCAAACAAUUUUCUCGCUUUACUCGUCCACAUCAAGCCAACUUACGAUUUCAAAAAUAUACGAGUGAUGAUUCGGGUACUUAUGUCUGUCGUGCAAGAAAUCAACGAUAUAGUAUCGAAAAACGAUUGUCAAUAAAUAUCGAGCCAGAUGGUAAAACAGUGAAAGUGUUCUAUGGAGAUACACCAAUGAGUGUAUCUCCUGGUAGUCCAAAUAUAAAUAUUACCUUUUUAACACCUCAGUCACAGUUACGAGUAGGAGGAAUUAUUGAUGUUGAAUGCGUCGUAUCUGGAACCGAUAAUACAAUACCCAUAAAAUGGUCACACGAAUUAAAUAAAAUGUCAAAUAAUGUUGAAGUGACAGGCUCUCGUUUACGUAUCAAUCGUUUUCAAUCACACAAUUUGGGCACCUACGUUUGUCAAGUACAAACAUCAGUAGGAAAUUUGACUCGUUCACUUCAUUUUCUUCCUGAAGAUAUUAGUGGUAUUGAUUCAAAAGCAGUUAAACCAACUCUUUCAUUUCAAUUUUUAUCAUCUCGUGCUGAUUUUCAAAAUGGAGGACGAAUCAUUGUUGAAUGCAUUUCAUCAGAUCAAGCAGCAAAAAUAAAUUGGAACAAAACAAAUAGUUUACCGUCAAAAAGUGUUGUAUUCAAUGAUCGCUUUCUUAUUAUUGAUCCGUUUAGUGAAAAAGAUUUGGGUGUAUAUCAAUGUAAAGGAAGAAAUGUACAUGGAAGCACAACUAAAACACUCGAUCUUACUCGACUUGAUUUCAAUAAACAAUUGUUACCAACAAGUAGCGAUUCAGAUAUUCAUGCUCCAGUUAUUCAAUUAAUAUUUAAUCCAAAUAAUAGUUAUCGUGUUGAUGGUACAGUUCAUGUUAAAUGUAUAACACCAGAUAAAACUACAACAGUGACAUGGAAUCGUGGUUCUGAUGCAAAAUUUUCCUACGAUACUUCGGUUACAGAUGGGAAUUUACUUAUUCAAAGAUUAAAUAAAUAUGAUCUUGGUGUAUAUACAUGUAUGGGAUCAAAUCCACAUGGUACAUCGUAUAAAUCAUUUGAAUUAAUUGCUCAAGAUGAUCAUAUGAGAAUAACAAAUGAGCAAAAUGGAACAAUGCCUGAUGUAACACAAAACGAUGGUGUAUCAAAAAUACAUUUUGAAUUUCAAUCACCAUUACGAGAAUUAAAAUUAGGUGGAAAUGUAAUAGUCAACUGUUAUUUAGAUCAAAAUGCGAAUGAUACAUCUUUAUCUUGGUCAUUAGUAUCUGAACUAGAUCAAAAAUAUCUUUCACUACCAAACAAUGUCUAUACCGAUCGAUCACGUUUGAGUUUUCGAAAUUUUUCCACUAAACAUUUUGGUAGUUAUCAAUGUGAAGCUCAAUUAUCAAAUGGUAAUCGAAUACAGAAAAUAUUGAAAUUUGAUGCAAAAACUUUUUCAGCUAUACGCAAUGAGAAAUAUGGAAAAAGUCAAAGACCACGUCUAAGAUUUAAUACAUCAUUUAUCGAUGUACGUGGUAAAAAACAAUUGGGUGAGAAUAUUGUAAUGAUUUGCAGAAUUGGAAAAGAUACACCUAUUGGAAAAAUUGAAUGGAAAAAACUAAACGACAUAGUAUCAGUAAAGGUUCAACAAAAAGGUGCACGUUUAGAAUUUAAAUCGUUCACAUUUGAACAUCAUGGUGUCUACAUUUGUCGUAUUAAAUCUCCUCAAACAACGCGAACAAUUCAAAUAGAUACACGAAACAUUAUUGUGGAUAAUCCGAAAAAAAAACCCAACUUAACUUUAUCAACAGAUCCUAAUACGGGAGUUCGUCUCGGUGAUGAUUUGAAGUUAAUUUGUACAAAAGUUGAAGGAGAAACAGUUAGAUGGAUGAAGAUUAAUUUAGAUGGUCAACAAAGAUCAUUAGAUAAAUGGAUCUAUAUGUCAAAUAGUAGUAGUGAAACUUUACUUAUUCCAAAUAUUGAUGAAAAUGAUUAUGGAACUUAUACAUGUCAAGCAUCAAACAAUUUUGGACAAUCGAGUGUGAAUUAUACCAUUGAUAAAACAACAAUGACCGAAAAACAAAUAUCUCCACCCAAUGUACGCAUCGAAAUUUUGACACCAAUAGAAGAUAUUGAUAUUGGACGAAAUUUACAACUCAAGUGUAUAUCGGACAACACUCGAUCCAAAUAUAAAUGGUAUGCACCAAAUGAAAGAAAUGUAUUUUCAACACAAACUCUGCUAAGUUUAAAACCAUUUAAAAAACAAGACAUUGGUACAUGGACUUGUAAAGUAUCAAUACUUUCUUCUCAUGAAAUAUACACAGCAUCAGUUUUAUUACCACCACCAUCAAAAAUUCUUGGUGAUCAUGAAUCAUUUGUUACGAUUAAAACGUAUCCCGAUCUAAAUUUGAUCUAUAUUGGCACUAAUUAUGUAACGAUAGCGUGUUUGACAAAUUUAUAUAUUGGAGAAUUAAAGUUUAAUAAUUCAGCUCAAAUGCCAAAUAAUGUAAAGCGUAUUGGUACACAUUUAAUUGUUAUUGAAAAAUUUGCAGAAAAAAAUGUAGGUGUUUAUGAAUGUUCAACAUGGAGGCAAACUCGAAAAGCCAUUGUUCGAAUAAAUAAAAGAAUUUUAUCGACAUAUCGUAAAAUCAUAACGUCUACAACAAAUAAGACACCAUUAUUUCCGUCAAUAGAAAUCGAAUGGUUACAUCCAAAAGCUUCUAAACCAUUAUCAACAAAAGAAAAUUAUCAAUUAUUUUCAAAAAUAAUUUCAUUACGAUGUAUUCCACUUGAUGAUAAGUAUGAGUUAAACGAACACAACUUUGUAUGGACACGUGAUUUUGAUUCAAAUUUUGUAUAUUAUGGACAGAAUUUAUCAAUUACAUUUGAUAAACGAUCUACAUUUGAUCGUUAUACAUGUACAUUUACUGCUGAAAAUCGAAAUGUAAAAAUUAACAAAACGAUUGAUUUAUCUUAUAUUCCACCAAAAUUAAAUGUCGCAGUUGAUCUAGUUAAAUUCAUCGAACCACAUGAACGGCAGAAUUUGAAUGGAAAACAUGUUAUAUUAGAAGGAAUCAAAAGUGAUGGUUAG